ACUAGUUCCCUGUCAGAAACUGGGCGGCCUAACAACGCCGGACCAGGCCCGGGCCCACUGCGACUUCCUUUGCUUAAUCCGUCUUUCGUGUCUGUCUUUCUUCACCCCCCUCAUCUCAUCCUCCGCCUUCCCCUCCAACUGUCAAAUCUCACAUUCUUUGUUCUACCCCCUGUCACUUUGCUGCAUCUCUGGAGUUGGUUUUUAAUACAUUCCAUCCCUCGAUAACUUCGAUUUUCCAUCAACAAGCUGUUUCGAACUCGUUAAUCCACGGCUGGGUCCGGUCCUGGUUUAAGGUGCAUACCUGGUUGCUGCUAUCGAUCGAUUUUCUGUCCAUACACUCUCCCUGCUGGAUUGGUCGAGGAUAAUACGAGCGAGGAUACGAAGAAAUCCUCAUACUAUCACCAUAUCUAUCAUUGAAGCUAUACAUUCCACCCCGAUCCCUGAAUCAAUACAACCAAAUGCGCCCAUAUGCCGUCGUGGUCCGCACGUAAUCAGUCCCAACCUGCAACGACAACACCCCCUACUCGUCCGAUCGCUACCACCUCCAGCUCCUUUCCAUUACCGGAGAGGAGCGCGCCUCGUUUGAUUCCGCAAAAUGGCACUCCUGGCGUUCCGCCGGUGAACUCACCACCUUCUCGACAUCAAGGGCACACCCGAUCGAUCAGCCAUCCGUUUCCUUCGCCCUUUGGCAAGAGGCGUAAUCGAUCGAUUUCGACACGGGAGUUUUUGGAUUCCGACGACGACGAUGACGAGGUCACUUUUACGCCCGCCCCGCUUCCUACGAGUCCGAAGGGGAAACCGUUGCCUCGUCUGCCGCCGGGUGAGGAGUUGGUGACUGGGAAGUGUAUGACGUGUAGCUCGACGGUGCGGUGGCCAAGGAAUCUCAACGUGUUUAGGUGUACCGAGUGUCUUACUGUCAAUGAUUUGGAGCCGUAUAAGGAUUCGAAUGACCCUGCCGGUCAUGGUCAUCCGGUUAAGGAGGCGACACCGCCUGCCCCGACAAUUCCUAGGAAAGCAAUGCCUAUAUCGGUUAAACGGACCAGAGCUUUGAUCGAUGGAUGUGUCUCGAGUUAUCUCCGAAAUCUGUUGGACGCCCCAGCACCGCGAGUAAGCCCGAAUCGAAACCAAAAUGGCAACCAUGUUGCAGUGGGGAAUCCGUCGAAAUCACCAAACCAAACCUCCGGGUAUUUGUCUGACCCACGGCCACCGAUGGAUCCACGCAGUCGCAGUUCGUCUGCGUCUACACCUAGGAAGCCGGAGGUGAUGAGUGGAAGCCCGAAUAAACCGUUGCCCUAUCUUACUCCAGUUCCUCAUGGUGAAGGACAGAUGCGAAUUCGCUCAAAUUCCGCCCAUAAUGCGCCGAACGGUGAUCGCCUGCCUCGUGAAGCUACUCGACAACCAGACCCGGGGGCCAAGGACAAACUUGGUCGUCCUCCAAUAUUCAAAGCAUUGGAGGAAUAUAUAAUAUCUUCGUUCAGAGGCUGUGAUUGUCUUAAUAACUCUUUCACAACGGCACAAUUUUCUCCUCCUGCCAGUGAAAACAGCCCGCCGACAAACUCUCAAAACAGCACUGCCACUAGCAUGGUAUCUGAUUCGUCCCAAGCAGCGAUAUUCGAACCCGAUGCUAAAACACUUCUUAUUGGGGACAUUGCUGAGAAUUCAACAUUCUGGAUGAAUGAUUGGACUCAAAGUAACGGUCUUCGCCAUGCUCCAUCGAAAGAGAAGCUUUCUAGUUCGUCUAGGCCUGUUACUUCUAGGAGUCCUCGAAUCAACUGGGCUGAAAUGGUCCAAUGGUAUCAACUGGUACUGACGGCAGGGACUUCAUGGGUUGAGCAAUGGACGGGCAUGGAGCCGCUUGAUAUAGCCAAUGAAGAGGAUUCUUUGAAAAGCAAGAGGUGGCAUUCUAUUAAUAUGUCUGUGAUAGAAAGGGAAAUCACGGAUGCACGUUUACACGUGCAUAGAACACUCCUCAAAGCCACGGAAAAUCUUUUGAAGCGACCACGGCGGCCUCUCAAAAAGCCGGAGGAGGUCAGGUUCCUCUUGAUUCUUUUGGCGAAUCCUUUAAUAUACCCAUCUAGCCCACAUUCAAAGGCGCACGCUGCAGCCUCUGCAGCCAGGGAUGAGAGAAGACCUUCUCAUCCAAGGGAUGGCCAUAAAUUAGCACCCGGUGAUGCUAAACCUUCUUCUCGAAGAGAACUAUCGUCUAGUAGUCGGACUGGGGGCUCAGGCCAUCACUCUGGGAUUAUCAAGCGAAUUCUAGGCCUUUUGGCCAACUUGUCGAAUGAUUGUCAUCACUACCUCGUUUCUUGGUUUUCACGUUUCUCCGUCGGACAAUUUGAGAAGAUUGUCGAUCUUGUUGGUAGCUUCGUUACCUAUCGACUCACCCGUCAACAUGGCCGGAAGCGCAGUGCGUCCACCAAGAAUGAGGAUGAUAGCCUGGUCCCAAGUUUCUCCAGCGCUGCUGGCCAUACGCCAGCAGAAUUUCACGCUGCUAUCAAUGGAAGAAGUUCCAACAAGCCGGCAAAGGACAAACAGGACAAGCCGGUGGUCUACGGAGAAGAUUGGCAGGUUCGGGUGGCGGCCCGAGUUAUGUCUUUAUUAUUCACGGCCAAUAAUGCGAAUGUUUCUCGGAAAUCGGAUAGUGUUCCUGGUCAAGAGGCGGGCCCUGCGACCAAACACCCCGGAGGUCGUCGGGGCCAUCUGAUUCCAAUCAGCUCAUUUUACAACACGUUGCUGGACUACUCCGACCUGGUCGCGGACUUUGAGGCCUGGGAGUCAAAAGCGAGCAAGUUCUCGUUCUGUCAAUAUCCAUUCUUUCUCAGCAUCUGGGCGAAGAUUCAUGUUCUGGAGCAUGACGCUCGCCGUCAGAUGGAAGUCAAAGCCCGGGAAGCCUUUUUUAACAGUAUUCUUAGCCGAAAGGCCAUCAGUCAGUAUCUCGUGUUGAAAGUUCGACGAGAUUGUUUGGUCGAGGACAGCCUUCGGGGCGUCAGUGAAGUGGUGGGUUCUAGCCAAGAGGAGAUCAAGAAGGGACUACGCAUUGAGUUUCUUGGUGAAGAGGGUGUCGAUGCAGGCGGUCUUCGCAAGGAAUGGUUCCUGUUGCUUGUGCGAGAGGUGUUUGAUCCCCAUCAUGGUCUCUUUCUCUACGACGAGGACUCCCAGUACUGCUAUUUCAACCCCUUCUGCUUUGAAUCAUCCGAGCAGUUCUUUCUGGUUGGGACUUUACUAGGACUAGCGAUCUAUAACUCCACAAUCCUUGACAUCGCGCUUCCGCCAUUUGCUUUUAAGAAGCUUUUGGCUGCCGCACCGCAGUCGAAUGGACCGCAGACGUCGACGUCCAGGUCAUCGUUUAAGUGUACAUUAGACGAUCUUGCUGAGUAUCGACCGGUGCUUGCCAAGGGUCUCCGGGGUCUACUAGACUUUGAGGGAGAUGUUACGGAGACGUUUUGCUAUGACUUUGUCGCGCAGGUGGAUCGCUACGGCGAGGUGAUUGAGGUGCCUCUCUGCCCAGGAGGCGAGAAGAGACCAGUGACGAACUCGAACCGGCGGGAAUUCGUGGAUCUCUAUAUUCAGUAUUUGUUGGACACCGCUGUUACUCGGCAGUUUGAGCCCUUCAAGCGUGGGUUCUUCUCGGUGGUUGGCGGCAAUGCGCUAUCCCUAUUCCGACCUGAGGAGAUAGAAUUACUGGUUCGCGGCUCGGACGAUGCGCUGGAUGUUGCCUCGCUGCGGGCGGUUGCGACGUAUGACAACUGGUCGGUGGCUCGACCAGAGUCGGUACCGGUUGUGAAAUGGUUCUGGGAAUUCUUUGAGCAAACCAACCCGCAAGCCCAGCGCAAGAUUCUGUCAUUCAUCACGGGAAGUGACCGGAUUCCCGCCAUGGGAGCAACCAGCCUGAUGAUCCGCCUAGCGUGUCUCGGAGACGAUUCGUCACGGUACCCUACUGCACGAACGUGCUUCAAUACUCUGGGAUUGUAUCGAUAUGAUCGGAAGGAGAAGCUGGAGCGGAAGCUCUGGGAUGCGGUGAUCAAUAGUGAGGGAUUCGGGCUGAAGUAAAGCGUGGGGGUAAUUGGGGGCAGGUCUCCCAGAGUGUAACAUUUCCCACGAUGCCUGAUGCCGAUAUUUGUAAGAGGCUGUAUGUUAUCUACCAGGCUUGGCAGUGUGAUGCUGUGUUUUGUCAGUGUUUGUAUCUUUGCUUUUGGGAAGGGGGCGGAGGUCUUUGAUUUGCGAAUUGCUGUGGAGUUAUGGAUCAUUCUGGAAGGGAAUGGCGAUCAUCUAUCUGAAUCCGAAUUGCCAGAUAACAGUGUUAACUCUGAAGUGGAAGAUAGAAUCGACUGCUUUGAAUAAUUCUUAAUUGCUGAUUCAAAAUAUUUGGUCACCGUAAAUGUGAAGUUUGAAUUGACUGGAUGGAAGAGGGGAAGGAGAUAAUGCAGACUGCAGGUGAGAAAUAAAAAAAGCAAAGAAAAGAGAAGAAAGAAAAAGAAGUCAUUUCGAC
Messenger RNA from Aspergillus wentii DTO 134E9, 4489 nucleotides. RefSeq lists its product as uncharacterized. The coding region runs from base 469 to 4050 and encodes 1193 amino acids. The record is from RefSeq and is a predicted model, not a curated record. NCBI's taxonomy places the organism in Eukaryota, Fungi, Ascomycota, Eurotiomycetes, Eurotiales, Aspergillaceae. The transcript has 3 exons. Gene Ontology annotation, molecular function: ubiquitin protein ligase activity. Gene Ontology annotation, biological process: protein polyubiquitination.